Messenger RNA from Aricia agestis (brown argus), 1545 nucleotides. RefSeq names its product DNA polymerase delta subunit 3-like. The transcript has a single exon. The coding region runs from base 106 to 1458 and encodes 450 amino acids. Gene Ontology annotation, cellular component: delta DNA polymerase complex; nucleus. The record is from RefSeq and is a predicted model, not a curated record. Gene Ontology annotation, molecular function: DNA-directed DNA polymerase activity. Lineage: Eukaryota; Metazoa; Arthropoda; Insecta; Lepidoptera; Lycaenidae. Gene Ontology annotation, biological process: DNA synthesis involved in UV-damage excision repair; DNA strand elongation involved in DNA replication; DNA replication.
GUAAGAAAAUCAAAAUGGGUUUUUGUGGGGUUUUGAAUAUCGAAUACCGCUUAAAACGAUAAGUUUAUGAAUUAUUGUUACUUGUUUUUAUAGAAGUUACACGAAAUGGAUAAUCUUAAUGCAGUAAAGGAAAUGGUUUUAGAUGAAGACAAAUUAGUUACAUACAUCUCCAUAAGCAAAGAACUUUGCAUACAUGUGAACACAAGUAAAAUGUUAUUGGAGAAAGUCGUUCAAUCUAUUCGUCAAGAUAAACCUAAUUUAAAUUUAAAUGUGAUCUUUUUAAUAUCAGGAUUAACGAACAGUAAUGUAGCUAGAGUCACUGUCUGUCCAGAAUCCGAAUUAGUAGGCCUGCGAAGCACAUUUAAAGUGGUACAUUUUGAACACAUUUAUAGCAUUAGUAAAGGUGCUAUCGAUAACAUACUACUAGUUAAUAACAAUUAUGACGAUUUUAAUUUGUGCUCAGGCUCAAUCAAGAACAGCUUUUGCGUAAAACACAGCUCAUCCGAAAUAAAUAAUUUGAAAUCAAGUAGCCUAGUUGUUUCUGAAACUUCCAGCAAUAAAAGUAUACCUCCGCAUAAGAAGGUCAAAGUAGAGGUCCAAGAAAAGUUAACAAAUGGCGAAAGUUCCAAUCAAGGAAAUAAUGCAGUCAAACAUACUGACAUGAAAAUCAAAAAAGAACAACAAUCCCCUAAAAAAGAGAGCCCCUCACCAAGAAAAGAAAAUAGAAAACAGAGCAAUCAAAAGAUUAAUGGUAUUAAUAAAACACAAAAAGGCAUUGCUGGAUUUUUUGGCAAACCAUCUAAUACAAGUAAGAAAAGUACUCCUGAAGUGUCUAAAAAUGGACUUCUUAGUGAAAGCGAGGUAAAAAUUGAAAAAAUGGAAGUUGAUCAAGUUAAGUCAGAAACUGCACCCAAAUGUUAUACAAACACAAACAAAACUAAUAAAAAAUUAGAGAGUAAAAAUGAUGACAAAAAGACCUCUCCUAAGGAAGACAAGAAUAAAAUUUUAAAUGAAAUUAAAAAAUCAUCAAGGGUAGACAAAAAACGUAAAAGAGUAUUACAUGUAUCUGAUAGUGAGAGUGAAGACAGAAGUGACACAGAGAAAGACAUUCAAGAGCCGAUUCAAGACUCUGAUGAUGAAAUUCCCCCAACACCUAUGACUAACAACAUCAAGAUAACUUCUGGUAUGGUUAACCCCAAGAAGAAGAGAAAAGUGAUAGACAAAACAUUCCAGGAUGACGAAGGUUACAUUCUGACAAAGAAAGUUGAGGUCUACGAGAGCUGUUCUGAUGAGGAGAAUGUACCAGAAGCCCAAACUAUACCCGAACCCAAAGUAAAGGAGGUAAAGAAAGAGACUUCUCCUAAAAGUAAUGCAAAGUCAAAAAGUGCAAAGAAAAAAAUUACUUCACCACAGAAGGGAAAGCAAGCAACACUUAUGAACUUCUUUAAAAGAAAAUAAUGUUCGAGCGAUUUAAAAUUAUGGAUAUGCCCUUUAAAAAGGAAAUGUAUUAGUUGUGUUUACAAAUAAAUUAUGUUCUUAUUUUUA